Molecule: messenger RNA, 1346 nt
Organism: Hibiscus syriacus
Lineage: Eukaryota; Viridiplantae; Streptophyta; Magnoliopsida; Malvales; Malvaceae
Product: probable protein phosphatase 2C 10
Exons: 6
Coding region: 338-1189 (283 amino acids)
Biological process (GO): protein dephosphorylation
Cellular component (GO): nucleus; cytosol
Molecular function (GO): protein serine/threonine phosphatase activity
Source: RefSeq, a predicted model, not a curated record
UGGGAGCCAAAGACAAAAUAACCUCAACAACUUUUCUUCCUACACUCAGUAAUCAACGAAGAAAAUUCCAAAGCUAAAAGUCAAUAAGGGCACCCUCUUUCCUUUCUCCCUCGUUUUGCCCCUCAAAAAACUCUUCUUCCUUUGGGGUUUCAUCUUGUAUAACAGCUACUGUACAAUAGGCUUUCUCUUUUUUAAACAAGAAUUGGGCAAUUCAAGUCUCGGUCGACUCUGGGUGUGUGUUUUUUUUUAAAUUCCUGGGGAAGUGGGUGUUUUUGGUGGAUCGGUAAAAUGUUUCCUUUUAGAUGUUGAGUGUUAGCAAAUUUGGGGAUUGAAUUAUAUGGAUAAUCUAUGUUGCUUCAACUCUGUGUAUUCUCAGUUUGUUGGAGGACGUUCUUCAUGUAGCUCCGGGAAGGGUAGAAGCUGUUACCGCCCUGUCAAGUACGGCUUCGCCUUAAUGAAAGGAAAAGCGAAUCAUCCGAUGGAGGAUUAUCAUGUCGCAAAGUUCGAUCAACAUCGGGGUCAUGAACUCGGACUUUUUGCUAUAUUUGACGGCCAUUUGGGAAAUAGUGUACCUGCGUAUCUGCAAAAGCAUUUGCUUCCCAAUAUCUUAAAGGAUGAAGAGUUUUGGACUGAUCCCAGCAGGUCGAUCUUGAAAGCUUAUGAGAAGACGGACGAAGCAAUUCUUUCACACAGUACAGACUUGGGACGAGGGGGAUCGACUGCUGUCACUGCAAUUUUGGUUGAUGGGGGGAAACUAUGGGUAGCAAAUGUCGGGGAUUCGCGUGCCGUUCUCUCAAAGAAAGGGCAGGCAAUUCAGAUGAGUAUCGAUCACGAGCCCAACAUGGAGCGGGGAAGCAUCGAGAACCGAGGUGGAUUCGUCUCGAACUUGCCAGGAGAUGUAGCAAGAGUGAACGGCCAACUCGCUGUUUCCCGUGCUUUCGGAGACAAGAACCUUAAAUCACACCUCAGAUCCGAUCCGGAUGUACAGAAUGCCGAUAUCGACGUGAAUACCGACCUUCUCAUCCUUGCAAGUGAUGGACUCUGGAAGGUCAUGUCGAACCAAGAAGCAGUCGAUAUAGCGAAAAAGACCAAGGAUCCGCAGCGAGCGGCGAAACAGUUAGCGGUGGAAGCGUUGAACAGAGACAGCAAGGAUGAUAUCUCUUGUAUUGUCGUUCGGUUCAAGGGGUGAACGGGAACCGAAUACGACCGGAAACAGUUCCACAGUUGAGUAAUAUAGGAAUCAUCAAUGGACAAACACCUUUGUAAAAUUAAUGUUCUCGUGUGGCUUGAUAUUGCUUGAUUUCUUCAAUUUGUAGAUGAUUUAUUAUUAUUAUUAUUAUUAUUAU